UUCCGCCUCCCUCUAAUUCGUAUUCUCUUCUAUUCAAUCUUCUGACGAUUGAAAUCCAUAUCUCUCUGUAUUCGAAUUCCAGCAGCUCCCGAAGCUCCGCCGCCGCCCAAAGAGAGGCAACAUUACUUUUUUAGGGUUUAGGGUUUAGGUUGCCCCAGCUCCCUGAAAGAGAAUUCACUUGUUAUCUUGUUUUUGGUCACUUUGUUGUGCUUUAUGGAGUUGUAAUGCUUAGUUAGAUGCUUAAUUUGUGUUUUGCAGAUUCUCAAGAUCAUUAUGCUGGGCUCUCGCGCUUCAAGAAUCGGACUUUUGGUACUGAAACAGCUCACCACAGGCAAAUCCAUUUGCGGACCCAGACUUGCAACUCGUUCUUUCACUCAAUUCUUGCAACCGAUCUAUCAUCAACAGUCGGGGACCGAGCUGUUCAGGGGAGCCAUCUUUCAGAAGCAUCAUCAGUUUUCUACUACUACUGCCAGCACUUCAGAUCAAGGGAUUGAGCAGGAAGAAACGAUAUCUGUAACCUUUGUUGACAAGGAUGGAGACGAAAAAAACAUCAAGGUUCCAAUAGGCAUGUCUAUGCUAGAAGCUGCUCACGAAAAUGACAUAGAACUUGAAGGAGCCUGUGAAGGUUCGCUUGCCUGCUCAACAUGUCAUGUGAUUGUAAUGGACAUGGAGUAUUACAACAAAUUAGAAGACCCAACUGAUGAGGAAAAUGACAUGUUGGACUUGGCAUUUGGACUUACAGAAACGUCUCGUCUGGGUUGCCAAGUCAUUGCAAGCCCCGAACUUGAUGGAGUUCGUUUAGCUAUUCCUGCUGCCACCCGAAACUUUGCUGUCGAUGGGUAUGUACCAAAACCACACUAGCGAUGUAGAACAGUUCAGGAAGAGUUGGUUGGGGAUGUAACUGUUUGUCCCAAUUUUUGUAGCUCUAAUUUUAUUGACCCAAGCACCAAUUGUGUUUAGCCUUUGCCCUUUUUUUUAGUUUUAUUAUUGCUGCUAGUCUUUUAUAAGUUCAGUAGUUAGAUAAUCUAUACCAUAUAUGAGUAAAGGCUCCUUUGUCCAGAUCCUCAAUUGUGUUGUUUUUGAAGAAUAUUGUUGUAAUGCACUCUUAUUUUUGAAUAAAUGAAAUGAUACAUUUCGUUUUUCUCCAAA
Molecule: messenger RNA, 1149 nt
Organism: Argentina anserina (silverweed cinquefoil)
Lineage: Eukaryota; Viridiplantae; Streptophyta; Magnoliopsida; Rosales; Rosaceae
Product: adrenodoxin-like protein 2, mitochondrial
Exons: 7
Coding region: 274-861 (195 amino acids)
Biological process (GO): P450-containing electron transport chain
Cellular component (GO): mitochondrion
Molecular function (GO): 2 iron, 2 sulfur cluster binding
Source: RefSeq, a predicted model, not a curated record